Molecule: messenger RNA, 2437 nt
Organism: Moneuplotes crassus
Lineage: Eukaryota; Ciliophora; Spirotrichea; Euplotida; Euplotidae
Source: the annotation of a GenBank genome assembly
CUCUAUAAUUCUGGCAAACAAUGGACUAUAAUUAUGGAAAAUCGUCUAAUCUCCAUUAUCCUUAUAAUAUGCAACAGUUUGAGGAGGGAAAAUUCACACAUGAUUCCCAAGUACUUAGAGAAAUUCAGCCAAUAAACCCUAGCAGUGGAUGGGGGCACACUGCGAUGCAAUUUCCCAUGGAUAACAGAUGCAAUAGUUUUACCGCGGAAAAUAUCCCAAAGCCUUCAGCAGGAAUUCACGAAAUCAAGAAGGAGGAUGAUGACUUUGAAAGGUCAAUUUCAAUGGCGUCUGAGUAUAAUUUUUCUGAAAAUAAUGAAAAGCCUGCAAUGGUAUACCCUAGAACCAAUUAUGCAGUCCCUAAUAAGGCUGAGAAUGAAAUGAGAUCUCCUUCUGGAGCAUCUCAUGAGGAAAGAGAGAAACCUAUGUACUAUGCUCAAUCUACUAAUUUGUUUGAGCAAAUAUCAACCACUGUGAAACCAGUCUCAUUAAACACUGAUUACACGGCUAAAGUCGUUGAUAUCUGCUCCAAGAAGAUUCCAGUGGUAAUGUCUGGAACAGAGAAAGGAGAGUGGAAUGCAAGCCUCCUUUUUAAAAUUAAAUCAAAAUUUGACUCUAAUGCUUCAAGAAAAUCUCUAGUCUUUGAGAUUACAAUGGAAGAUGAUCCUCAAUUUUUGUAUACUUGUGAGCUUGGAGAGAAUGAUUAUCACGAGAUUUCUAGAACCCAAGGGAUUACUAUUGAAUUUCAUAAUUUCCCUGGAGUAUUCUUCACAAGUUUCCUUGAGCCUUGAAUUGAUAAGCGUCAGACCCACAACUUACCUCUAUUUUACAGAUACUGCACCCUAGAUUUUGAUCAGUCUAACAAUUCUGCCAGAUUCUCUGUAAAGAGUAAAGAGCAAUAUAGUCUGAUUACAUCUGUUUAUUUCAUUUUCAAAUAAAUCCAGUGAUGAGAAUAAGCUAGGAUAUCUCAGCAAUACAAUCAAAAAUCUCAAAGAGAAAAUAUCAACUCUCACUGAGCAGUUAAAUGAGAAGGUUCAUGAACUAGAAGGAUCGAAACAACACAUUCAAGGACUCCAAAGACAGAUAGAAGAUAAGAAUGGUGAAUUCUCUCAAUCUGAAGCAGAAGGAAAAUCAGCUAAACUCAGAGUGGAAGACCUUUCUAAAGCCAAACAAGAACUUGAAACCCAACUUAGUUCUAGAACUAGUGAGCUAGACAGAUACAAAACAGACUAUGAAGCUAUAGCUAAGGAGAGAGAACAACUUCUUAAGAACAAAAUUGAGAUUGAAGGCCAAAAUAAAGAAAUGUCAAGAACUAUUGAAAUCCUCCAACACGACUGAGAAUCCUACAAGACUGAUGUUAAUAGACUUAUUGAGGAAAAUAAGGAGCUACGUGAGCUCAAGAUCAACAACAGCAAAAAUCUGACCGAACUUCAGGUCAAAAAUGAGCAUUUGAAUAAGGAAAUAUUAGAUAAAUCUCAAUCUGUCGCUGACAAGGAUACUAUUAUAAAGACCCAGAGCAAUCAAAUAGACCAACUGAAGGAGCGAGUGCAAGGACUUGAUAAGAAGACUAAGAAAAUGGAAUUCAAGCUCAAUACUGCUUGCGAACAGAUCAACAAAGGAAAUAAAUAUUUUGAGAAAAUGCAAGAAAAGAAUAAGGUUCUGAAGGAAAAGAACUACGAAGAUCAAAACAAACUCAAGAAAUUAGAACAAACUUCUGAGGAGUAUCAGAACAGAGUGGAAAAGGAACUCAAAGAAUUGAGGGAAAUUGCCAAAGAAGCUGAAGAAUUGAGAAGCACUAAUCAGUAUUUGAAUAGAAAGCUUACAGACCAGACAAAAUUGAAUGAAAAAUCUGGAUUAGCUAUGAAUAAUGUAUCAAGGUUCCAGCCUUCGAUGAAUCCUGUUACUACUUCUCCAUCAAGGUUUGAUCCUUCUAAGAUUCCUAGCACUGGCUUGAAUAAACCUCCAGCAUUCAAAUCUUCUUUCCUUUAUAAACCCAGCUGUAGUUCAAGCGAGAGACCUCCUGCUGGAACUGACAUGGGAAGACCAUCUUUCCAGAACAAUCAGUUUACUCCAACUUCAAAUUACCAAAAAUCUCCUUGAUCUAGGUAUUCUGAGAACAGGGAUCCUAAUCUGAAUCCUUCUGCUUCUUCUCUCCAUUCAGUGAAUUUCACUGGGAUGUCAGGAACAAAUAGUGUGCACUCGAGCUACAGUGUUCACAAGGGCUCAAGUAUGCAAAUGUCUUUGGUGCAUACAACUAAGCCAGGGCAAAUGCCAGCAGAACCUUUUGGAAAAAUGCCAGAGGAGGACUCGUUAGAACGGAAAUCCUCUAAAAAGUCUAAUUCACAGAAGGAUAAUCCACCAAGCGAUGAAGACAGCGAUGAUAACGAAGAAGGUAUUGUUCCUGUAAAAUACUUUUAAAAUUAAUUUAUUCAAGCCUCUA